AGUGACCUAUGGUCUCUGGGAAUCACUGCUAUUGAAAUGGCCGAAGGAGCUCCUCCCCUGUGUGACAUGCACCCCAUGAGAGCGCUCUUCCUCAUCCCACGGAACCCGCCCCCAAAGUUGAAAUCCAGAAAAUGGUCAAAGAAAUUCCUAAACUUUGUUGAAAGCUGUCUUGUCAAAAAUUAUUUGCAUCGUCCGUCCACUGAAACCUUGCUUAAGCAUUCUUUCAUCCGAGACAUGCAGAAUGAACGGCAAGUGCGCAUCAUGCUGAAAGACCACCUGGACAGGACCAGGAAGAAAAAAGGAGAAAAGGAAGAAACGGACUAUGAUUACAGUGGAAGUGAGGAGGAAGAUGAUGAGCUGAAUGAAGAUGAAGGAGAACCAAGCUCCAUAGUUAAUCUCCCGGGGGAGUCGACUCUCCGUCGCGAAUUUCUGAGGCUGCAGCAGGAGAACAAAAACCGUUCUGACCCUCAUCGCCAGCAGCAGCAGCUGAAGGACCAGGAGAAGUACAAGAAGCAGCUGCUGACAGAGCGGCAGAAGCGCAUCGACCAGCAGAAAGAGCAGAGGCGGCGGCUGGAGGAUCAUCAGAGGCGAGAGCAGGAGCUACGAAGGCAGCAGGAGUGUGAGCAGAGGUGGCCAGAGGCCAAGGCCACUCAGAGGAAGGAGGAGAGGUGUAAGGACGACAAAAGGGCUGUGGAAGAUGAACGGUUCAUAGUAGAUGGACAGCGGAAGUCAGAAAAGAAGCAGAAGGUGGAAGAUGUGCCACACAACAGGAAGGUGCACCGAACUCUCCCCAAAGAUCAGACACAGCUGCUGUCUCUCCAGCAUGACCACAAGCAGAAGAAGAAGGAGCCUUCCAAGAGUUCAAAUUUAGCACUGCAUCCUCCAUCAAGCAGUACAAGCAAAGAGGCCGAGGACCGAAAAAAGAAAAGUGACAGCAUCCAGCCUUCCCUCCAGUGGCCAGCGGUGUUGGGGCAUGAAGCCACACCACAUGCCAGGAUGGGGUCUGGCAGCAGUUCCAGCCCUUGCACCCCCGCGCCACAGAGAGCCGUGUUAGUACAGUGUGAAAAUUUCCGGGCUAGUAAGGACGUGUACCACAGCAGUUCACUGUCAGAUAUGGUGACGACACCACUCAGCCCUGUGCAGGAUGACGUAUUCUGGAGCGUGAGUCAAAAUGAAGAACAACCCCCAAAGGUUCCAGAAAGGACAACCUCUAAAUUUUACAACAGGGAUCAGCCUGGCCAUCAGAGAUGUCUUUCAAGUAACACUCAUCAGUCAUCCCCCGGGGGACAUGCUCUGAAGCUAAACAGCAGCAGCAGCACUCCUGGCAACAAGCAGUGGGAGAUGGGAUCUCAUCAGAGCAGCUGGUCAACCUCAGGGAAUCCAGGACCGGCCAAGGCAGAGAAUGCUUUGUCCCAGAACCACUUGCAGCUGCCUAAGAAGUCUGAAAAAAUAUCUCAUCCAGGGCAGAUUGCAAGUUCAGGCUCCUUUGCCAAGGGAAAGGACGGUGCCAGCUCAUUCUUAAAAGCAGCAGACUAUUCCUCAUCAAGUGACGAAGUCAGCAGCAGUGAUGAAGAUGACACAAACCACACAGGGCAACUGCUAAGCAGCAGAGUGGCAGAUUUCUCAAGGACGAGAGUACCAGAUGGAAUUGAACUGAAACCCCAAAGCACCGUCGCAGAACAGAAGGAUCAGAUUUUAGGGAAACAAAUUUCUAGCACCCAAGAAGGCCUCUGGAGCGUAAACAACCAGAACUAUCUCCUGCCAGAUCUCCUCCAGCAAAGCCAAAUUUCAGACUCUUCUGUGAACCAACCAAAAGUGCCACUGACUAGCCAGGAACCUCAGAACAAACCUCUGCAUAAGACCCCAUGCACUGAAAGCACACCUUCAAAGAGCAGUACGUCAUCUACAGCAUCGUUUACUGCAUUCAUAGAUCCUAGACUUCUGCCAAUCACCCCUCCCACCAGUCCUGUAGGACCUUCCUGUAGUUCUCCAUCCAGUGCAAAACCUGAGCCUGUCAGGAGAGAAAAUGCAAGGAAGGGCUCCGUUGUCAACGUCAACCCAACAAAUAUCCGCCCGCAGAGUGACAGUCCAGAAAUUCGUAAAUACAAGAAGAAAUUCAACUCAGAGGUCCUUUGUGCUGCCUUGUGGGGAGUAAAUUUACUGGUGGGAACAGAGAAUGGAUUGUGGCUGCUGGACAGAAGUGGUCAAGGAAGAGUUUAUUCACUGAUUACAAGGAGACGAUUCCAGCAAAUGGAUGUUCUGGAAGGACUCAAUGUGCUAAUUACUAUAUCAGGGAAGAAGAAUAAGUUGAGGGUAUAUUACUUAUCAUGGCUGAGAAAUAAAAUUUUGCGCAAUGAUCCAGAGGUGGAGAAGCGGCAAGGCUGGGUGUCUGUGGGUGACCUGGAAGGCUGUGUACACUACAAAGUCGUAAAAUAUGAGAGAAUCAAAUUCCUUGUAAUUGCUUUGAAAAACUCAGUGGAGGUUUAUGCGUGGGCUCCAAAGCCUUAUCACAAAUUCAUGGCUUUUAAGUCCUUUACCUCUCUUCAUCACAAACCACUGUCGGUUGACCUGACCAUUGAAAAUGGACAAAGAUUAAAAGUCAUAUAUGGCUCACUAGUAGGCUUUCACGCUAUUGAUGUGGACUCUGGAUCUGUGUAUGACCUGUACCUUCCAACACACAUCCAGGGGACAAUUCGCCCACAUGCCAUUAUCAUCCUCCCGAAUACCAGCGGAAUGGAGCUUUUACUCACCUAUGAAGAUGAAGGCAUCUACAUUGAUAUAUACGGGCAUUUCACAAAGGAGACUGUUUUGCAGUGGGGAGAAAUGCCAGCGUCUGUAGCUUACCUUCAAUCUAAUCAGGUCAUGGGCUGGGGAGAGAAGGCGAUCGAACUACGCUCUGUGGAAACGGGAAAUCUGGAAGGAGUAUUUAUGCACAAGAAAGCUCAGAAGCUAAAAUUUCUAUGUGAAAGAAAUGACAAGGUGUUCUUUGCAUCUGUGCAGUCAGGAGGCAGCAGUCAAAUAUACUUUAUGACUCUUGGUCAAAAUGUACUAUUCAACUGGUAAAUCACAUCAAAAUGAAGGAUGCUUUGAAAUUCACUGUAGGUAGCAGUGUAAAAUGCUUGGAGGUAAUAUACACAAAUUUGCACUUUUUACCUACAAAGGUUUUGCCAUUAUUAACUUAUCAAAAUUCAUAUUCUUUCAAUUUGGAAAGAAUUCCAUUUUCCUGUCAAAGUACUGCAAACAUGUUUAGUUUGUCUUCUAAAAUAUGUUGCAAACCAAGAUUGUAUUCACAGUGUUAGGAGAGAACAACUUCAGUGAAGAAUGUAGCCAAUAUAAGAAACUCCUGAACUCUGAAAAAUGUACAGUUUCAUUUUUGCAGAUGAUGUAAUAUAGUUAUCUUGAAC
Balearica regulorum gibbericeps (East African grey crowned-crane) is the source of this 3404-nucleotide messenger RNA. The record is from RefSeq and is a predicted model, not a curated record. NCBI's taxonomy places the organism in Eukaryota, Metazoa, Chordata, Aves, Gruiformes, Gruidae.